Molecule: messenger RNA, 3444 nt
Organism: Petromyzon marinus (sea lamprey)
Lineage: Eukaryota; Metazoa; Chordata; Hyperoartia; Petromyzontiformes; Petromyzontidae
Source: RefSeq, a predicted model, not a curated record
CACCUGGCCUCCUUUGUCUCUCGAAUGGCUUAGUUUCACACAGCGCACCAAGUAAUCAUUUAAGGCUGAGUCGACCUUAGGGAGUCCCAAGAAUUACUGAGAUAACCCCUGUCGUGGUGCUGGCCGCCCAUCCCCACUUGUGUUCCGUGCCGGCCUUCAUCGGUACAACCCGCCAAACAGCCAGCGCUUGCCCCUACAGGCUGUUAAAGGCUAUACGGGGGAUCCCCUUUGCCCGUACGCACACGGACCCCAGUGUUAACAUCGCAGCGAUGCCUCUCCCGUCUCUCUUACAGAUGUCUCAGAGCGUGGCGCCCGUGUCUGCUCGCCAGCCCGAGAAGCUGGCCAUCAAAGACUUCCAGGUGGGAGACCUGGUGCUCAUCAUCCUGGACGAGCGGCACGACAACUACGUCGUCUUCACGGUGGGGCCCACCCUCUACUUCCUGCAUGCCGAGUCGCUGCCGCCACUGGAGCUGCGCCCCGUCCCUGGCGUGCCACGCAAGCCCUGGGUGCUGGGCAGGAUCACCGAGAAGGAGUACUGCCAGGCCAAGAAGGCCCAAAACCGCUUCCGCGUCCCGGUGGGGACCAAGUUCUACCGGGUCAAGGCCGAGCCGUGGGGCCGCCGGAGCUCCGUCGGGCGGUCCACGCCGCCACAUCCACCGCCACCGCAACCGCCACAGGCGGACGCGGCCUCGGGCUCCUCGCUCGCUGGGCCCACCGUCGGCGGCGGCCCUGGGGCGGACGACUUCCCCGCCCUAGGGGGCCACCCCCUCCCCUAGGGCGGCCACCACCUCCUCCUGCCCUCGCCGCCACCGCCAUCGCCUCGCCUCCUCCCCGGCCCGCGAGCCCCGCGUGUGGCCCAGGUGCGGGCCGUGAAGGUCACGACCGGCCCCCUGUCCGGUUGUCGCGGUCGAGAUUUAUUUUUGGUGGAAUUGUCAAAUCGGCGGGUCGGGGGGAGGUGGUGGGUCCAGAGUCGGUGUCUUCACGGAUGCCAGGCUUGUGCCGUCACUUCCUUCCGUCUGCCGGAUCUCGCGACGGCGACGGCGAUGGCGAAGUCCCACGUUGUGCUACGCUUCGUCUGGAUCUCUGGGAGUUCCGUGCAUCGCACCUCGUCGCUCGUUCGGAUUGACAGCUUGUCGAUCGUAAUCGCAACCUUCCCCUUCCCCCCCCCACCCCGUGUUGGAUUGGUCAAAAGUCGUUUGGCGGGCACUUUCCAAUUGGCUAAACUGAGUCCCCGAAACCUCCCCCCCCCCCCCCCCCCCUCCUGUGGGCUCGGGCUCCACCCCCCAAAGCUUCAAGCUGAGACGAACAGAAUGGGAACGUAUUCCGGAAUCGAUUUAUAUACGUUAAAAAAAAUAAUCAUCAUGAGGCGUCCGGCUUUUACUUUAUUUUGCAUGAGCGUCUGCGGGCAUGCUCGCGCACGUGUGCAUGUGUGCUCUAUAUGCACGUGCGUCCACACGCGUACGUGCGCGCGUGUCAAUCCCUAGGCCCAAUCCUGGAAUUGAUUCCCAAAUCGUUUUUAUUUUUCUAAAUCCGUUGAUUGAGAUUGUCCUCCGCAAAAAAACAAAAUGAAGCGAAGCCGUCUUAACUAUCGAGCGAACGCGUGAAUGCACAACUGAACAAGCAUCUCGUUAAUUUAACUUCGUAAAAGUAUUGUUCGAUCAGGGGUGCGACGAUUACCCUCAUCCCCAGCAAUCCGACGAUCCAGGGUCCGCGGUUUGAUUCCAGGUACACGGUAUUUUUUUCAUAUGUGUUUUUUCCCGCCAUGAAUUGCUAGCACAUCCGGUGGCUGCAGGGGGGUUUGCAUGAACGCGCCACCCGUGCCGACAGCUCACAACCCGUGGUUUCGCGCGCGCGCGAUGCCAUGCCAUUGAGAUGUCGUAACAUCCCGGGUCGUGUAAAGCGACUGCAGCAUGUGGGCAAGGCCAAGCCGAGGCAAGGGUCACAACAAGGGUCACAACAAGGGUUAUAACAAGAGAAGAAGUGGCUCUGUGGGAUCUAAGCCAGUGGUCAGCAUCCUCUGAGUUGACAUAGCCAUUGUGAAUCUCCCCACCCCCCCCCCCUCCCUCCCAAGACAGACCUUGUCCCAGGGGUACGAAGCCAGGUUCUUUCCACUGCUGGCUCAGCGACUCUUCACGUGGCCGUUACAUGAACCUCCUGAAAAUAUUCAUGAAGAAAACAAUCCAGACCCGAGGGGGCUCUGACCAAGGAUAUGGAGCCUCUCUCCGGCAUUGCCAUUAUGAACCCGCCGGGAGAGAGAGAGAGAGAAAGAGAGACACGGGAGAGAGAUUCGGGAGAGACAGGGCCGUUGCGAACCCCUCUGUGUGUGUGUGUGUGGGGGAGAGAGAGAGAGAGACACGGGAGAGAGAUUCGGGAGAGACAGGGCCGUUGCGAACCCCUCUGUGUGUGUGUGGGGGAGAGAGAGAGAGAGAGAGACGCGCGUGACCACAGAGGACAUCAAUUCGUGGGCAGAAAAUAUAAAGAGAAUCCAUCUGGCAAGAUGGAACAAGCGCCAGAGAUUGUGGCGUGCGUGCACCAUGCACGCCACCCGCACCACACACGCGCGCUCCGUCCUGCACACAAAUUGCGGGACGGAUCUCAGCCGCCGCAUCCUCCGCAGCCAGAACGGUGCCACGCCUCUCCCCUGCCUCCCUCCGUCGGUCCUGAGCUAGCAGUGGAAAUUCCAUAUUACCGUGACAUGACGUGACCCCUCUCCUCCCCCCCCCCCCCCCAAUUCUGCUCGAGUUGAUAUUCGGAAAGAAAGUGAGAGAAACCCUGGCUCGUGAAUCGAAAUCGGUGUCUCCGACACGGCCCCCUUCUCUCGAGUGAAACUGAAAGAGACCCAGACCCAGCGGUCCGACUCGGGCUCUUGGCGUGUUGACAUCACCUUUAUUGUGAACCCCACCAAGAGAUUUGAGAAUGAACCCGAGACCCAGAUGCAGCAAUUGAACCCCGGUUCUCGGCAUCUCCGACACGGCGAUCAUGGAAACAGCCCAAGACAGAGAGAGACCCAGACCCAGGGAUCAGACCUAGGGAUCAGACCCAGGUGCUCGGCCUAGUGUCGCGAAAAUCUCGUGCCAGGGUGACUCUGUGAGCCAGCGGAAAUCGGAUCUGUUUGGAGGUCUUUGAACUGUUUGGUGGAAAUUUCACGUUCACAUGGCAGGGGCCAGGUUCACUUUCUGUAAGGAUGGUAACACUGCUGCCUAGGGGGAAGGGAGAGAGAGCGGAGGAGGAGGAGGCGGCGGUGGUGGAGGUGGGAGUUGAUGGGUUGUGCAGUUAUUUUGGCUUCGUUAUUUUGCUGUUCUAAAAUUACUCCCAAUCAAUCGCCAUGGCUUGCGGUGCUGCUGUGCGUGCGUGUGUGAAUGUGUGUACGUGCGCCCGGUUGUGUGCGAGUGUAUCUGUGAGAGCGUGUGUCUGUGCGAGUGUAUUUGUGCGUGAGAAUGUGUA